Messenger RNA from Eublepharis macularius, 3561 nucleotides. It is a transcript of the gene TXNL1, whose product is annotated as thioredoxin like 1. The transcript is spliced from 8 exons. The record is from RefSeq and is a predicted model, not a curated record. The coding region runs from base 60 to 1034 and encodes 324 amino acids. NCBI's taxonomy places the organism in Eukaryota, Metazoa, Chordata, Lepidosauria, Squamata, Eublepharidae.
GGGUUUCCUGGGAGGAGGCAUGAGGGGAAAGGCGCCUGCGCGGGAGGCGGCUGCGGUGCAUGCUGGGCGCGCCCCCUUCUUCCCGCGGUGACGGUGCACAUCUCGGUCCGUCGGCUCGUCUGGGACGCUGCGGAGCCCGCCCGCUUGCCUGCCUGCCUGCCGCUGCCGGGAUGGUCGGCGUGAAGGUGAUCGCCAACGACGCGGAGUUCCAGAGCGAGCUGAGCGCGGCCUGCUCCCGCCUGGUGGUGGCCAAGUUCACGAUGAGGGGAUGCGGCCCAUGUUUAAGGAUAGCUCCUGCUUUCAACGCUCUGAGCAAUAAAUAUCCCCAGGCAACCUUUUUGGAAGUCGACGUACAUCAGUGCCAGGGAACAGCAGCAACGAAUAAUAUAUCAGCCACCCCGACAUUUCUUUUCUUCCGGAACAAAGUGCGAAUUGACCAGUAUCAAGGUGCUGAUGCAGUGGGACUAGAAGAGAAAAUCAAACAGCAUCUAGAGAACGACCCUGGAAACAACGAGGAUACUGAUAUUCCAAAAGGAUAUAUGGAUUUGAUGCCGUUCGUCAACAAAGCUGGCUGCGAAUGCCUUAAUGAAAGUGAUGAACACGGGUUUGAUAACUGUUUACGUAAAGACUCCUCUUUCUUGGAAUCAGACUGUGAUGAGCAGCUGCUUAUUACAGUAGCUUUUAACCAGCCUGUCAAGCUUUAUUCUAUGAAAUUUCACGGGCCUGAUAAUGGUCAAGGUCCCAAGUAUGUAAAAGUGUUUAUCAACCUCCCCCGAUCCAUGGAUUUUGAAGAAGCAGAAAGAAGCGAGCCCACUCAAGCUCUCGAACUAUCGGCAGACGAUAUUAAAGAAGACAGUAUUAUCCAGCUUCGCUAUGUGAAGUUUCAGAACGUUAACAGUGUAACUUUAUUUGUCCAGUCCAAUCAAGGAGAUGAGGAAACAACGAGAAUUGCAUAUUUCACGUUUAUCGGAACGCCGGUCCAAGCGACAAAUAUGAAUGAUUUUAAGCGGCAUUUCCCUGGCCCCAAGAGAUAACAUUGCAGAAGAUAUAGAUAUGUCUUUUUAAAAUGGUCUGUCCUUCCACUACCCUGUCCCAGUUCCCCCUGCUCUUCUAGCGUCUGCCUUGUCUUUCCCACAAUUUCACUGCUUCCGGUGCCAUCGCUGCCUACUCUUCUCCGCCUUCUGGGACUGCGUUCCUGGGCCUCUUCUUUUCUCACGGACUCGUCGCUUUUGUUUUCACCAUACCAUUUAAAAAUCUUUCUCAUACAGUGUUGCUUUUCAAAUGUCUUGUUGUGUUACCCGCCAGGCGGCUUGCAUCUCUAAUUUGGAUGCUUCGUAUCUUGAGAAGCCAAUUCAUACUUGUCUUUUUUUAAUGAUGUUUUCCAGGAAGUUAUCUUACAAUUUUAUUGUGUGUUGAGUAAUUGGGGGGACGGUGCUUUUGCAAGAUCACUUUGUGUUGGGAAGAUCUAAGGUUGCCGCAUUGGUCAGUUGAUCACCCAUGAAUCGAGGGAUACCAUGGAUCAGGGGGCAAAAUUUCUUGAUUUUGUGUAGUUGUCAUUUGUUAGCAAGAACAGGAGUGAGGGGCUGUGUACUCUUUAGCCCUGCAGUAGUCAGAGACAAUCCAGGUGACAUAGCAAAGCUGCCCCUGUCAGCCUCAUGCUAGAAUAUAUGUCGGAAGGCGGGGCCUGCUUCCUACUUGGCACAGUUUUCUUUAAAAAAAACCCAAACAAUAUUUUUUAAAAAACAGCUGCUAUUACCUUGCCUUGUUUCUGUAGUAGUUUCAUUUUAAAAAAUCCAAAAUGUAGGCUAGCCCUGAUAUUCCAGGUAGGUAGCCACAGAGAUGUUUAGUGCAGUCAGAGGUCAUUUCGUAGAAAAAGAGCUUGAGGAACUUAUUAGCAUAACUCAUUGGCAUAACUCAUCAGCAUAUGCCACACCCCUUGCCAUCACCAGAAGUGUGUCAGUAGCAUAAACUAUUUGCAUAUGCCACACCCUCUGACAUCACCUAUCCUGGCUGUUUUGGACCCAAUCCUAGCCACUCAGGGCCAAAAUUGGGCCCAAAAUGGCAAAAAGGAGCUGAAAAUGGCCGAAAAGGGGCCCAAAAUGGUCAGGAUCAGGCCACUGCUGAGUGGGAGAGUGAUCGACCACCCGUCAGAGGCCCGAUCUGGGCCGUUUUGGCCCCACUCCAGGCUGAAACAGGCCCAAAAUGGCUGACAGUCAGGUGGGCGGGGCCGCCUGACAUGUGACCUCUUUGGGGAACUGCCGGAACUGCGUUCCUUUGCGUUCCCCCUCAAAAUGAGCCCUGAGUGCAGUGAUAGUCAAAACUUUUUUUGAAAUCAGACCCACUUGUACACUUUCUGUCUUCGGAGGCCCACUUGUCAAGUAACUCUGCACUACUUUUUCACCUCCCCCUGCAUAAAAUCCAGGAAUCUUGCAUAAUCUGAAUGCAAACUGCAUUUUAUAUGUUUACGUGCACCCUUUAAAAAAGUUAUGCAUGCACCGUCUUGGUUGAAACAAGAUCCUUCAUGAAAAGAAAAAAAGGGGGGGUGGCAUUUCUACUGAGCAGGAAGCCAAGAUAAGGCAGAAACCUCCAUUUACCAGAAUUGGAAAGCGUGAAGGAUAGGCGGGCCAGUUGUCUUAUGGAAGACGUGUCCAGGACAGACCGUUCCACCCUACUUCAAUCCCCCUUUUUCUCCAAGCAUUCAAGGUGGUGUAUGUCGUUCCCUCUUCAUUUUGUCUCACCACAUUAAUCCUGUGUAGAUGGUUGGAAUGAGAAAGGGAGGGAGGGACCAGAAGCGCUCUUGGCUGUGAAAUUUAAACCAGUAGAUAUGAUGAGGCAAGAUAAUAAAAUUAGAGGCUUCUUCCUCUCAGCUGACGUAUUGUAGUAACGGUUAGGUCUUAAUCCCAAGAAGAAACUCAAGAAGGGCAGGCCCAUUAUCGAAAGAACCUCAGUGACACGGGCUCUGUGUGUCCUUUGAAUGCUACCAUCUUCCGGGGCCAUUUUUCAUUCUGAGACAGGAAACCUGCUCUGUAGCUGAAUGGCAACACGCCCUAAAAGGGGUAGAACUGGGUGAAAGGACUACUUUGCCUACCUUGGCGGCGACCUGCUCUAGCUCAGCUGGAGGUCACUUCUACCUGUAGUCAGAAGGCUGCGAGUCAUUCGCCCCCCAAAAUAUGUGAUCUGAACAGAGGGAAACGAAUCACGUGGAGCUUCUGUAUUAAGUGCCAGAUUAAUGAGGAAUUGCCUUGCUGCUUUUUUAGCCAUGCAUAUCAGUUGCUUGGUUGGUAAGGAAGAGAGCACACCAUCCGUUCCGACUGUGCUGACAAAAUACCAAAAUACCAAUGUCAGAAUGUUUAAUUUUUCAGGUAAUUCACAUGGGCCAGUUGACCAUUUCCCCCUUCUGAAUGGUAUAGAUGUAAAAGAAAAUUUUGGAUUGGUUGGUCUACCUCUGCUAACCUCGUAAUUGUUUAAUUUUUGGAUGUAAUUCUGCUUAAUCCAAACUGGAGCACUUUGCUUUGAAACACAAGUGAAGAAUAAAUGUUUCACUCCUUUGUUCUGGUUUAA